AUGGCCUUUCUCUUCAAGUCCAAAAAGAACCAGGCUGCCUCCGCCCUGCCUCCCGCGAGCAGGAACAUACCUACUUCAGAGGCCACAGCGCCAGAGAAGCCAGCUGCGCUUAAUGGCGCUGUACCGCGAGAUGGCAGCAGGAUUCAGUCUCCGCCGCCCAGUGGCAGUCUCACCAAUUCGUUGAACUCGGUCGCUGGCACAAGCAGCCCAGAUCCGCUCAAAAUGCGACAGCGAGCAGAAUCCGAGUCACUGAGAUCGCAGUCGGUAACUAAUCAGAGCUCCCCCACGACGAGUAGCCCAGGUCAAUCCCAAUAUCCUUGGUCUAGACGACGUCUGAACUUUCCUACGCCUCAAGCCAACCCGUUUCCUCGUUAUGGGACUGCUAUAAACGCUGUCGCUUCAAAGGAAGGCGACAUCUAUAUGAUGGGUGGCCUCGUCGAAGGUGCAACCGUCAAAGGAGACUUGUGGAUGGUGGAAAGCAGCGGCGGGAAUCUGUCAUGCUUUCCCAUCCCGACCGUUUCGGAAGGCCCGGGUCCUCGAGUCGGUCACGCCAGUCUUUUGGUGGGAAACGCCUUUAUAGUUUUCGGCGGUGAUACCAAGGUAGAUGAGACUGAUGUCCUGGACGAUACUCUGUAUCUGCUGAAUACAUCAUCUCGACAAUGGUCUCGUGCCAUUCCUCCGGGAACAAGACCAUCAGGUCGAUACGGACAUACCUUGAACAUCCUUGGCUCGAGACUCUAUGUCUUUGGAGGACAAGUUGAAGGGUUCUUUUUCAACGAUCUCGCUGCCUUCGACCUGAAUGCCUUACAAAGCCCUACGAACAAGUGGGAGUUUUUGAUCCGGAACACACAUGAAGGCGGCCCGCCUGCUGGCCAGAUACCUCUUGCCCGCACAAACCACACAAUCAUCACCUAUAAUGACAAUCUAUACCUAUUUGGUGGCACGAACGGAGUGACUUGGUUCAAUGAUGUUUGGUCAUACGAUCCCCGGACUAACCAAUGGACCGAAUUAGAAUGCAACGGUUUCAUCCCCUCACCACGGGAGGGUCACGCCGCAACAGUGGUUGGUGACACUAUGUAUGUAUUUGGUGGUCGCAAUGAUGAAGGCUUGGAUCUCGGAGAUAUUGCUGCCUUUCGAAUUGGGACUCGGAGGUGGUUUUACUUCCAGAAUAUGGGACAAGCACCCUCACCGAGAUCAGGGCACAGUAUGACAGCGUUUGGAAAGCAAAUCAUCAUCUUGGCAGGUGAACCGAGCUCGGGGCCGAGAGAUGCAGCCGAACUCAGCAUGGCAUACAUUCUAGACACAUCCAAAAUUCGCUAUCCGACUGACGAAAAAGCGGCGGGUGAGGGUCGAAAAAUGAGCAAUGAUAAGUCUGCCACACCGGUGGAUCGCAUUCUCCGAGAUGGGCAAGGCACGCCCGUUGACCAAGCUCGCCGGAUCGCUCCUCCUUCUCGAGAAAGCACACCCGUUUCCGCAUCAAGACCGCAAUCGGACUAUCCUCAGGGCUCUGCAGCUGCCGGUUCAAGACUGCCACGAGCUUCGAUAGCUCAAGCACCAGGUCCUCCUCCCCCGGGUCAGGCACCGACCCCCACUCCGCGAGCCAAUGGCCAAACUUCACAGUUCAGGAGUAAGACGCCUACAAAACAGAACCCACAGAUAGACACGACUCGUGCCAACGAAAUGCAAUCUCCAAGUUUAAAGGAUUCGCCCCAGGACGCUCCCCGGCCUUCCGGGGAGAUAAGCCCGGUAUCUGGAGGUCGUCGGACUCCUAACGCAACCCAACCACCUUCGAAAUUGGCUGCAAAGGCUAUGGAAGCGGGCGAAGCCACGCCUCUGAUGAGUGCCCCAACUAGGCAGCGGUCGCUCCAAAAACAGCGCCAACGAGCCUCGAUGGACAGCACUGAUGAAUUGGUCCUAGGAAAGCACGCUAGCGCGGAUGGUUCCACUGAGGCUCGCAGCUUCAGAAACUCUCGUAUUUUUGCCGAUGAGCCACGAUCACCCAAACUCACCCCUCAUCAAGAAGCCCUCUUCAAGGAGCUCGAAGCGGCACGAAAUCGCAACGCCUGGUAUGCAUCGGAAUUGGCUCUAGCCCGCAAGGCUGGAUACGUUCCCAAUCCUUCCAGCACUACAGUGCUUGAUGAGCGUGCUACGGAUUCCUUCACAGAUGAAGAUCGACCCUUGAUCGAGGCCUUCCUUUCAAUGAGAGCAGAGCUCGCUAAAAUGCAGGCGACAGUCGAUCGGCAAGCUGCUAUCGCUUCUAAGCGAGUAGCUGAAGUGGAACAUCAACGCGAUGCGGCUGUUAGCGAGGCCGCGUAUGCGCGUGCUAAACUGGCUGCGCAUGGAGGCAGCCAACGAAGCUCUCCAUUACCCGAGGGAACAUCUCUCAGUCCUGAUGAAGCCACAUCUGGACGAAUGACCGAUCUAAGCAGAAGAUUGGCUCUCGCUCUCGCCUCACAAGCAGAACUAAAGGCCAGACUAGAGGGAACGACCAUUGAUUUAGAGCAAGAAAAACAAGGUAGAGAGCUAGCGGAAGAGACAAAUGAAGCAACUCGGAAGCGGCUGGCAGAAUUGGAGAUGCAAAACCACUCUCUAGAACUUGAAAGCCUUCGAGCUGAACUACAUCAAAUCCAAGCCCAUGCAAGAGAAGAAUCAGCCCUCCGCUCCGAGGCUGAAGCCAAUUUCGCCAAAGUCAAUUUUGACAAAGAAGAGCUGGUUCAAAAGCUGGAGGAGGCCUCAACACGCCUCAAGGAUCACGGUGGAAAUAUGGGAUCGCUUCGUGAGGCUGUUUCGGCCUCGGCGGAGAAGGCCUCCUUGAUGGAAAGACAUCUUGAAGAAGAGCGUGAGCGUCGAGAAGGACUGGAGCGCAAACUUUUGCAGCUAAGAGCCGAUCACGAAGAACGAACCGCAGAACUGGAGACGGCCAGUCGUAGGCUCAAGGAUGCCGAGGAGCUAGCAGAGACUCAUGCGCGCGAGGCAGAGAGCCAUAAACUAGCCUUCAUUUCUGGCCUUGAUCGUGCAUCUUCCUUUGAUUCAGAGAGCUCGAUGAGAUCAAUUACAGACCAGCGCGUGGUGUCUCUACAAUCUCAACUUGAUAAAGCUCAUGAACUUGCCAAAGUCAACCAGGCUGCUGCUGAUGACGCUGCCGAAAAGUUGAGGAGGGCAGAGGAACGCAUCGCAGGCCUGGAAGCAUACCAGGAGCAAGUGAGUCGUGAAGGCCUUCAACUUCGCAGGCAACUUCAGACUGCUCUCAGAGACAGUCAAUCGACUGCGACGGAGAACAAGGACCUCAAGUCACAACUUGAAAGCCAGCAGCGUGACACCAGUGCCUUGGCCAUUCAACACGGAGCUCUCAAAGAUCUUCUCGGCGAAAGAGGGGUUCAAGCGACAGACACCCGACGAUCACCACUACUGGACUCACCAGGCUCGCGUUUUGGGACUCCCGAGCAGACUCGUCUCCGUGAACUAGAACAGCAACUUCAGGCCAGCCUGAAGGCCCACGAUGAGACCAAGGUUUCUUUUGAGUCGCGUGAACAAGAAGCCGAUCGUGCGUAUCGAGAAAAGUUGGAGCAGCUUGAGAACGAUUAUCAAUCGGCUGUUCACUAUGUAAAGGGAACGGAGAAGAUGCUGAAACGAAUGAAGGAUGAAGUAGACAAGUACCGUGUCUACACCAACAAGCUACAAGGUGAACUGGAGACCGCGCAAAAGGCUCUUGAGCAGUCUGCCGGCUCUAAGUCCUCUGCCGAGUGGGAAAGCGAACGUGAUGAGCUGCAGAAGUCACUUUCUGACCUUGAGAGCAAUAUGAGUUCCUCAAUCGCCAGCCUCGAAAGCCAAAUUUCUCAGCUGAAAGAAGAUCUUAGUGCAGCCGAGACCUCACGUGAUAGUUCCCAAUCUGCACACGAAGAGGCCAAGCGAGAACUCAUUGCCGCAGCAGAAAGAACUCGUGGAGAACUCGAGCAGCUGAAGCAAGAAAAUUCUCUUUUGGAGUCUCGGGCUGUGCAUGCCGAACAGAAGGUCUCAAUGCUUCUCGACCAGAUGGUCACUUCAGUCGAUAACCAUCGACGUCAAUCACAACAUGGCCAAAACCUCAACCCGAUUUCUCGAAGUCACAGUACUGCAUCUACAGCGACAAUCAGCGGUCGUCCGCGAGGCGACAGCAACAUCUCCCGUGACGACUCGUUUCUAAACAAUCGGAGUUCGAUGGCCUUAGAUUCGCUUGCCAGUGAGCUAGAUGCUCUCCGCAACCAUUGGGAGAGCAACAAUCGUAAUAACCAUCGAUUGAGCUCCACUUUCGAUCUCGACCAGACCCCAACUAAGGAAACGCAUGAUGGAACCGACUUGAGCGAAAGCGUGACCAACUGGAGACGUCGGCUGGAGGAAGAAGAGAUUCGCAACAGCAGUCUCAAUGCCGACAGAGCCGAGUCUGGCAGCAACAUGAUCUGA
Talaromyces rugulosus is the source of this 4440-nucleotide messenger RNA. RefSeq lists its product as uncharacterized. Gene Ontology annotation, molecular function: protein binding. The record is from RefSeq and is a predicted model, not a curated record. The transcript has 4 exons. Lineage: Eukaryota; Fungi; Ascomycota; Eurotiomycetes; Eurotiales; Trichocomaceae. Gene Ontology annotation, biological process: regulation of cell shape. The coding region runs from base 1 to 4440 and encodes 1479 amino acids.